AUGGACGAACCUUCUACCAGUUCCGAUUUGUGCAAGAAAUUAUCGUAUUCCAUACAUUCUUAUUCGAGUUACUUGCCGACUUACGUACCAGAAAAUAUUUUACAUGAUAAUCAGGAAGAUCAAAGUUCUAGAUGGUCUUCGAUGUCCAAUAGUCCACCUCAAUAUUUAAUCUUGAAGCUACAAAAUACUUCCAUUGUAAAGUACAUAAAAUUUGGCAAAUAUGAACGACCGCAUGUAUGUAAUUUAAAAAGAUUCAAAGUUUACGGUGGACUAGGAGAAGAUACAAAAAUUGAAUUGCUCUAUAGUGGCCUCAACAACAAUAGUGACUUAGAAAUAUUUAACUUACGUCACACUCUUGAUAAUAAUUCAAUGAUACCUGUAAGAUAUAUCAGAUUGGAACCUCUUGAAUCCUGGGGUUCAAAUUUCAAUUAUAGUCUUUGGUAUGUCGAGCUACUUGGCAUUGAUGACUCUCAUAUUGUAUCCAGUGAAAUCACUAGAUUCUAUCAAUUUCGAGAAGAAACGAUAAUUCGACUGUGUCUUAAACAUUUUCGUCAAAAACACUAUGACCUAGCUGCCAAUGUUCUCUUGCAGAGUUCUCAUAUAACAUUAGAACAUCCUUUUUUAUCACAACUAUAUGAUACAAUAGUUACACAGGGAAAUUAUGAGAUGGCUGAGACUUCAAUGGAUCAAGCAAUAAAUGAUGGCUUUUUAGAAAGUUUUAUGAAAAGGCAAAGUUUCAAACCUAUUUGGAAUUUAGUUAAAGAACACGAUAAUCCAGGUAAAAGAAGGCCAUGUAUGCGUGGAGGUCAUCAAAUGUGUAUUGAUUCAACCAAUGGAAUGAUAUAUCUGCUUGGCGGAUGGGACGGACAUAAGGAUUUGUCCGAUUUAUGGUGCUUUACUAUCUCCACUAGUACAUGGCGUUGUAUUUCAAUCAAUGUAGAAGAACAUGGUGGACCAAGUCCACGAUCAUGUCAUAAGAUAUGUAUUGACAUGGAAAGGAAGCAAAUUUUUGUUUUAGGAAGAUUUUAUGAAGUUCAAUCAUUUAUUGGUGAUUACCCUCAGAGUGAUUUUUAUGUCUAUGACAUUGAACAAAGUCAAUGGACUUUAAUAUGUGCUGACACAAAUAUAAUGGGUGGACCCAAGUUAUUGUUUGACCACCAAAUGGUUAUGGAUUCUAUAUCAUCGACUAUUUAUGUAUUUGGCGGUAGGGUGGUAGCGUCUUCUACUAGAUGCAGUUCUGAUGAAACUCAUAAAAACAAUCCAGAUUUUUCAGGUUUUUACAAAUAUCAUGUUCCAACCAAUACAUGGACAUGUAUUUUACCGGACACAUUCCACGAAAUCAAAGUCCAAGAUGGACUUUUAACACAUAACCCACAAACAGUAGCAUCGCGUGGAGGACAUUCCAUAUUAUUACAUUCAAAAAUGAGACGGAUAUAUAUAUUUGGUGGUCAACGGCAAAGAUGGGCCCAAAAAUGUCCAGAAUUCUUAUGGUAUGAUAUUGAAACAGGGGUAACACAAGCAAUGCCAAUGCCAUCAACUGUUGAUAAGCCACCUAUGGGGUAUACACAGCGCGCUACAAUCGACAUGGAUCAUGAUGAAAUAUAUGUUUUAUCUAGUCUAAGUAAAGACAAGGAUCGCAGAGAGGAUAAAGUUCAAAAUGCAUUCUGGGUGUAUUUCAUCAAACAAAAUAAAUGGAUCUGUAUCUACAAAAAUCAUAAUUCUGAUGAACAAUAUUGGAAUAGAAUGCAACACUUAGAACCAUGUCCUCGUUUUGCUUACCAGUUGGUAUAUGAUCAAAAGAAUAAGACACACUAUUUGUUUGGUGGUAAUCCUGGAAGAUCUGAUGCUCAAAAUUUAAGACUAGAUGAUUUUUGGGAACUCAAAGUUUAUAGAUGCACUAACACAGAACUCAGCAGCCAGUGCAAACUGUUGAUUAGAAAGUUCAAGUUUCAAGAAAUUAAAAAAAAAGAUAAAGUAGCUGCCAUGCAAUUUUUACAAACAUCUGUAUCAGAACUGAUCGAUCAUUCCGACAUGGAGCAAACUCGAGAAUUUCAGGGAACUGCAGCUCUAUUGUUUAAAGAUGAUAACCAAACUGGUGAUUUCAGUGAACAAAUACACAAAUGGCGUUGUAGUUUGUUUGAUAAAUUAUGUGAAUUUUUUCCUAAUUCAAUGGUACAGCCCAAAGAAAGUUUAGUUGAUUUGAUUCCCUUAUAA
Messenger RNA from Macrosiphum euphorbiae (potato aphid), 2214 nucleotides. NCBI's taxonomy places the organism in Eukaryota, Metazoa, Arthropoda, Insecta, Hemiptera, Aphididae. The record is from the annotation of a GenBank genome assembly.